GCUGGUGCUGCUCGGGCUGUACCACAAACACAGAUACAGCCUCACAGAUGGGGGAAUGCCGCACCUCGCCUCGAAACUGACUACCUGGAGAAUCGGGGUCCACCCCCGCCAAGCCCGGGCAACGAGCUGAUGGAGGACCAACCGCCUGUGACCGUCAGCCGACCCAAUCUACAUCCCACGGUUGACAUCUUCGAAGAUGACGAGGAACAGAUUUUCGCUUCAGCCAACAGUACACCAAGCAUGCCAGAAGGUGCACAAGCCGGGGAAACCCCCGCUGGAGAUGCAGCUCCUUCCGGGGAUGUUGCCCCUCCCUCGCCGCUUGGACCACCAUCUUCACUGACCGAAGCGCAGAAACGACGGCUUCAAAAUCUUCUACAGCAGAGAGAUGAACAUGGGCGAGCGCCUUACAACUUGGACGACUACACGAACGCACGACAAGUGGAAGGCAUACCGGGCCGCCUCCAAGAAGGAAUACCGAGACUACCGCCGCGACCAGCGCAGCAAAAAUCAGUGGGGGCCUGA
This is a messenger RNA of Symbiodinium sp. CCMP2592, 522 nucleotides long. Lineage: Eukaryota; Dinophyceae; Suessiales; Symbiodiniaceae. The record is from the annotation of a GenBank genome assembly.